AUGAAUCGUUGGCUUCUAGGCCUUGUUCUUCUAGUUAAUAUAAGCUGUAAUGCUUCUUCAAAACGUAAGUCUACUAUGUUUUCAAAUUUACUAAGUAAAUUUAAGUAAAAAAUACUCCAGCUGAAGUUUCUUCUAAUAACAUCCCUUUAUGGCUUCAUUGUGGCUGUAUUGUUACUUGCCGUUCCCUCUUUGUACUAGCCUUACUUUGUUUUAGCCACAGUCCUUGGUGUAGUGAACCGAAAACGUUCUCCAUCAGCCCCAGUAAGCCCUUUAAAGCUUACCACAGUAGAAACUGUCUGCAAAUCCUCCGGAAUCUCAGUUCAUCUACGUACUGAGCACAAAUUUACUGGUCAUGUUACAACCCUUCUUGACCCAGUACUAUUCCGUCAUCAGUACAAUAAUGUUGAUGAGAUACGUUAUCAUCUAUGUCAUUUCCAACCAUUCGAUGGUGGAGAACAGUUUGGUCUGAGAUCAAACGAUGACCCUAAUGGGCUUCAAAGCGAUGGAACGUUCACUAGACUAAUGCAUGAUGUUGAUGUAUUACCAGACAUGAGGACCAAAGAUAUGGAUGGACAAGUGAAUGUACCUGUUUGUGAUCUGUAUUUGGAGAAGGGAAGCGGUGAGAAAAUAAGAAAUAAAUUUAAAAAUUAAAAAAAAUUAAAAAAUUUCUAAAAAUCCCAAAUUAUUAAAAAAAUCAUCAACAAUGUUCCAGAAUUCGGCAACGUAGUAGUACCAGGAGCAUACCGUGCCCAAGUAGUACUACAAGCUCACGGAAUUCACGCACCAGAAAUAGUGACACAUCAAGAUCAAAUCAUUCAAGUUUCUUGUGAUUAUACCGAGUUUUUGAGGAAACACUACUUCAACACGACUGAUCGAUUCAUUCCCGAAGCCUUCAUUGGCGGAUUAACCACUGUUUUCCCUAAUGCGGUAAGGGGUUUCAGAUAUUUUUAUUAGAUUUUUUAAGUAAUUCUGUGCCCCGUAACCUCAAAAACUUGCUUUGACAUGGAGCACAGAAUUAAAUGAACAACGUAAUAGAUACAAGAACGGUAGUUUUGAGCAUGAACUGGCUGCUUUUUAGGUUUUUAGUAAGCCUAGUUUAGGUAUACCAUUUUUUUCAUUUUUAAAAAUAUUUUAAAAUUAAAAAAAAAGUUCGCUUUGUAAAGAAAGUAAUUGCCCUUUUCAAUUUCCAAAUAUGGUUUUAGCCUUUUUUAAAAUUGAAUUUCAGGAACAAGGAGAGCAAAUAGAAAUGGGAGAAAAGAAGGUAAUGGCUCAUGUAGAUGAUUUAGCCGAAGCUCGGUUUGAACUGUUACCACCAGUAGAAGAGUAUGAUUUUGUGAUUACCAAAUUGACAACCAGCUCAUUCUGUGACAACUUAGAAAUUAUCAGAGAAGGGUGAGUUUUAAAGUAAAACUAUUAGGUUGUUCAAAUAAUUCUGCGCCUCCAAACCCAAAAUUGUUUUGAAAGAGGGCACAGAAUUAUUUGAGCAAUCUAAUACAUACGGAUUAAAAAAAUUUUUUAAAUCAAAAAUUUUUGUUAAAAAUGCCAUUUUAGAUGUCCCGUCUCAAACCUCAGCAACAUUGCCUAUGUUGGAGAGGUGAACACGGUUACGAGAACAGUAAAAACCUUUAACCUUCUUCCAAUGGAUUUUUUAUGUGAUACCAAAAAUGGAAUAGCCGUACAUUAUGAAUAUGUUGUCUGUAAAGGAAGUUGCCAUCGGCCAGUUUGUCCUUCCAAUGACAAAGAAGACGAAGUUGAACAGAAACGUAAGAUAUUAAUAUAAUAAUAAUAUACGAGAAAUAGCAUUUAAAAAAUUUUUUUUGGGAAAUAGCAAGAAUUUACUUUACAAAAGAUAAGAUGGCAAGAACUUUCUUUACAAAAGAUAAGAUGGCAAGAACUUUCUUUACAAAACAAAAAAUAGCAAAACAUUUCUUUACAAAGCUAAAACCAUACCUAAUUUAACCAAAAUUUCAAAACUUUUAGCCGAAAUCAAGUUGUCAAUUCGAAAAACCUCCCAAAUCCAAGCCACACAACCAGAAGUUAAAAUAUCGCCGGAGGACAUUGAGGCAGUUUGUCGCAGCGACGGAAUUCAAAUAAAUUUCAAAACUCAAAAGCCAUUUUAUGGUCAAAUUCAUCUGGUCGAUUAUUAUGAGACUUGUAACAUGGACGUCAUGAAUCAGACCGAAUUCGAGUUUAACUUGGGCAAAUUUGGCAGGAAACGGCCGUUUGGCGACAAAAUGACAGACGACGACUUUGGUGAUACUGGAAACUGUAGCUUACGGUAGGCUGAUUUCAAAAUUAAGAAUAAUAUGAGUUAAAAGACAAGGAUUCCCGUAUUUUACUUUUAAAUGAUCCAUAAAAAUGUUUUCCAUCAUAUAACUUGUCCCCUGCAGGCUGCACACAACUAAUUUUACUUGUUUUGUAUAAAAAAGAAGUAACUUUGUUUACAAAGGCUGACAUGGCAAAAACUUUCUUUACAAAGAAAAAAUUGCAAGAACUUUCUUUACAAGGGCUAACAUGACAAAAACUUCUCAUAAAAAGGCUAAACUAGUAAAAACUUUUAUUUAUAACUUGUCACCUGCAGGCUGCACACAGCUAAUUUAGACUUGUUUUGUAUAAAAAAAGAAGUAACUUUCUUUACAAACUCAUAAAACAACAAAAAUUUAAAAAACCCGAAGGAAUUUUCUUUCCAAACAAAAAAAUAUAAAAAAACGUCAAAAAUUUCCUUUACAACCCAACUUUUCAGUUGGUCCCUCGGAGAUGUGCCAUUCUUUUCCGGCCAAAUCCUGAUUUCCCAGAACAAACUCAAAAUGCCAGAACUCAUCACAUCGAUGGAUCAGGUCUUCAAGUUCGCUUGUGAUUACUCAGAAUCGGCCAAACGGAAGUCCUUUAAUCAAAGGAAUGGCUUAGGGCGGAUCACGCAACUCUUCCCCACCAAUAGCCGAAAUCAAUCUCCAUUUUCACAAUUAAUGGCCGAUUUUAAUGGAGAGUUGAGUGUUGAUUUGGACGAAAUUGUCGAAUUGAACUUUGAAAUGGUCGAGACUACGCCAGAAUAUCAAGACUUUUACAUUAAGGAGUGUACGAUUGGGAGAAUGAGUCGAUUAAGAUAUGUUGAGCAUGGGUAAGAUGGAGUUUUACAUGGACAGUGAAAAAUAUUAGCAUAAGCUAAGACUUGAACAUAAUAGGCUCAGUAGAAAUGCUGACUUUACAAAUUUAAAAAUUGCAAGAACUUUCUUUACAAUACCGGAAAUGGCAAAAACUUUCUUUACAAACCAAAAAAUAGCAAGAACUUUGUUUACAAACCAAAAAAUGGCGAGAACUUUCUUUACACAUCAUUUAAUUGCAAGAACUUUCUUUACAGACCAUAAAAUUACAAAAAUUUUCUUUACAAACUAAAAAACAGCAAUAACUUUACCUACGACCCCUCUUUUCAGCUGUGUCACCCCAGCUUUCGAGAACAAGUUGAUUCACGGUGAAAUCGAUAGUCAAUACAAACGCCAACGUUCCUUCAAAAUGCAACCGUUCCUAUUCAUGGACGAAUCGGAUCACAGCGCAUUAGACGUGGAAUGUUCAUUUGAAUAUUGUGUUGGUGCUUGCGAACAGCCCGACUGUGCGGCUAUGGCGGAAGAGGAGAAAGAGGCGGAGAGACGUAAGGUUUUAAACUUUGAAAAAAAAAUUAAAAUUUCAAAAAAAAAUUCAAUUUCAAGUUUUAAAAUUUUUAAAAAUCCCCUUUUUCAGCCACAGUAACCAUCAAUGUGAACAAAGUAAGUGUACCAAAGGAAGAGUCAGUAGCACCAAUUAUCCCAGUCCACUAUAUCCAAACCUUAUGUACAAGCAAUGGAAUUCACGUUGAAGUUCGAAACCGUGAAGCCUUUAGCGGUCGAUUUUACGCUAUGCGACGCGCUUCUGAAUGUUAUCAACACUCGGAACACAGCGGAGUGAUCAACAUGUAUUUGGGUAAGAUUUUAUGCCUUUGGCUUUCAAAAACGGCCUAUUAUAUCUCAAAAUGAUCAAAACAGAGCUAUUCAUAUCUUAAAAAAUCGAGAAAAGGAUCGGUAAUAUAGUGAAAUUGCAACAAAAAGUGAAAAAAAUCGAAAUUAAUACCUAAAACACACCAAAAUCAACAAAAAUACUUUAAAAUGUCAUGAAUAAUAUAAUUGAUGUAAAAAAAAUUAAAAAAAACCCAAAUAUGAAUUAUAAAACUACAAAAAACCCCAACUAUAAAGAUACAAGUAACAUUUCACUCAAAAAUUGCCGGAAAACCCAAAUCAGUUCGGCAGAAAGCCACAUUUUUGGCAAUUUCGUUUUCGUCGCGGGACUUGAACAAAUAGUAAAUGUAAAGAAAAAUAUAGAUUUUGAUUAGAGGUGAGAAACGGGCCGAGAUUUGGGCCCUCUCGGGCCUGAGCAGGCCCGUUUUUUGAAAAAUUUUUUCCCGCGCUUUUUUUCUACUGUUCGAAUUGGUCUGAAACUUUUUCUACCCCUAUGUUUUGAAUGGUCCUAACUACUAUAAAUGACCUUAAAAUUUUGAUAUCUCUUAUCGUUUUUGAGAUAUGGACUUGGCGGGAAAAAAAUAUUCAAAAAACGGGCCCGAUCGGGCCCAAGGCCCGGCCCGUUUCUCACCUCUAAUUUUGAUGGCAAUUUACAACUUUUUAGAUACUUUUAAAUUUAUUAUAUUUGUGAAAUGCGUAUUUUAUCAUUUUAUCUUAAUAAUCUUGUCUUCAAAAGUAAAAAAUGUAAAAAAUAUUUUUUUUUAAAUAGUUUUUUUUUCAGGCCUGCCCCAAAACUACUCCCAUCGUGUAGAACAACCAGACUGUGACAUCCGUGAAUUCGAAAACAAUACGUUAGGACAAUUUUUGAUUUUCGAGCCAGAUAACAGUAAAUUGGAUGGGCUAUUGACGCCAUUGGACCGAAUUUACUGGAUCAAGUGUAAUUACAGUGGAUUUGUGAAUGAAGACAAGAAUGGCGUCAAAUCCGUUGAGGAACACACUGAACCGUUUUUUGGUAAGUUUAGGGUAGUGUAAAAUUGAAGAGUGAUGAUAUUGUGGGGUAGGGUAAAGGAAGGUAGGUUAGGGUAACGUAAGCUAAGGUAAGGUAGGGUCGGUUAAGGUAUAGGAUAGAGUAGGGUAUGGAAUGAUCCAAGGCAGGGCAUGGUAAUCAAACUAAAAAGAGUCGUAAAAAAUAUAAUGAACAUAUAUUUUUAGGUAACACAAUCAUGGUAUACCCAAAAAUAGCCGAAUCUGGUGAAGCCGACUUUGAAAUGACAGAAAAUGCAUUUGUCAAAGAAACCUUCAACAUGGAGUUAUUAAAUGGCGACAAACUCAUUGAUGUAGGUUUUUUAAUUUGUUUUAACUUUAAAAUUUUGUUCAAAGAAAGGUUUUGCCAUUUUUUGCUUUGUAAAGAAAGUUUUUGCCAUUUUUUAUUCUGUAAAGAAAGUUCUUGCCAUUUUUUCGUUUGUAAAGAAAGUUUUUGCCAUUUUUAAACAUUUUUUUUAAAUUUCACUAUAAAAUAUUACGUUAUCUCAUGUUCCAGGUCUACCCAACCGAAGCCCUCCAAAUCGAAUUCGAAAUGGCGCCAAACCCACGAUACGAAAACUUCAUGGUAACCGACUGUUGGUUCGGCAACGACCACAUGCCAAGAGACGAAAAGCUCCAAUUGGUCACCCAAGAAGGUUGUCCCAAUCCAUAUUAUGUACCAUUAAUGUCAUCGGAACCAAUUCAUCGUAGCAGUAUCGACCGCAAGGUGGUGUUGAACGUGCACGCAUUCAUGAAUCAAAGUCGACUACUCAAACGAGCCUUCGAUUUCGAUUGUCAGUUAUGGUUCUGUGAGAAAGAGUGUCCUGUUCAGGAUUGUACCCGGAAUGGAGCUGGCUUGUUGCAUCCUCUGCACGGUGCAAUGGAGUUUUUGAGUGAAAUGUUCGAGACAUAA
Molecule: messenger RNA, 5922 nt
Organism: Bursaphelenchus okinawaensis
Lineage: Eukaryota; Metazoa; Nematoda; Chromadorea; Rhabditida; Aphelenchoididae
Source: the annotation of a GenBank genome assembly